AUGUUAAUUUCUGACUACUUCACUCCAGUUCCCGAUGCGUCUGUGACGUUUAAUGGGGCUGAUGUAUAUUUUGAUAGAAACCAUCUUCCAAAGCAGAUUGCUGCUCAAACUUCACGAACAAACCUCAAUGAACGUAUGGAACUCACUGGAAAAAACAGAGGUUUACAUGAUCUUACUUUCAAAGCGAAAAAAGGUGAAGUAAUCCUCGUCUUAGGUAAUCACACUUCCUCUCUCUUCAAGGCAAUGUUUCAUGCCUCCAAGAAAUUGCAUUAUUCUCCAACAAACGCUGUCAGAUUCAAAAACAAUGAAUUCAAGGCAUUUUCUCAGAAAUGUCCACAAGAAAUUAUAUACAACAAUGAAGAAGAUAUGCACUAUCCCUUCUUAACAGUUCAGGAAACUAUUGAUUUCGCUUUGAGUUGUAAGUUCAACAUUCCACUCAACGAUCGUAUCGAACUAAGAAACGCUUUGUUAAGCGAAUUCGGCUUGUCUCACGUUUUGAACACAAUUGUUGGUAAUGACUACGUCCGUGGUGUCUCCGGUGGUGAACGUAAGCGUAUUUCGAUCAUUGAAACUUUUAUUGCAAAUGGUUCUGUGUAUUUGUGGGACAACUCUACAAAAGGUUUAGACUCUUCUACUGCUUUGGAUUUCGUUAAUAUUUUAGAUAGCUUAGGUAAAGCUACCUCUUCUGUCAAUUUUGUAAAGAUUUCCCAAGCAAGUGACAAGAUUAUUGAAAAAUUCGAUAAAAUUUUAUUACUUUCUGACUCUUAUCAAGUUUUCUACGGUACUUUAGACGAAUGUUUACAUUAUUUCAGAGAAGAGUUAGGAAUUCUAAAGCAAACAAAUGACUCUAUCAUUGAAUACUUAACCUCCAUUUUAAAUUUCAAAUACGAAGCUAAAGAUCCAAAAUCUAAUGAUACCCCAAAAACUGAAUUGGAUUUCUACAAUUCGUGGAUAAAAACGCCAUACUACAGCAGAUGCAAACGAGAAGCUUCUGAAGACGAUUCUGCUAUUACUACCACCGUUGCUGCCGAAGACGUCACACCUAAGUUCUCCGUAUCAUCAUUAACACAACUUUACAGUUGCUCAUACAGAGCCUUCUUUAGAAGUCUCGGUGAUAGAGGCUAUUUGAUUUCUCAGUUCUGCUCUAUUGUCGUCCAAGGGUUUGUCAUUGGUUCAUUAUUUUACGAUCUACCACAGACAACAGUUGGCUCCUAUUCUAGAGGAUCUCUUACCUUUUUUUCCUUGCUAUUUUUCACCUUUUUAGCAUUGGCUGAUAUGCCUGGUACUUUUCAAAGGCGUACGGUUGUUAUGAAACAUAUGAAGUUACAUUUUUAUCAUCCAUCGGUUGAAACUUUCGCAUCAACAAUCUAUGACUUCUUUUUCAAAUUCGUCUUGGUCUUCAUUUUCACCAUUAUUUUAUACUUUUUGGCCCACUUACAAUACAACGCUGCUAGGUUCUUUAUUUUCUUAUUAUUUCUUUCUUUGGCUAACUUUAGUAUGAUUUCAUUAUUCUCUUUGACUGCUUUAAUUAGUCCAACUUUAGCUAUUGCAAAUGGUUUGGCCGGUAUUCUAUUACUAGGUAUUGCUGUGUACGCAUCUUAUGUGGUUUAUCUAACAGACAUGCAUCAUUGGUUCAAGUGGAUUUCCUACGUAAACCCAAUUAUGUACUGUAUGGAAGCCAUCCUAUCCAACGAACUUUUCAAUAUGAAAUUAGAUUGUACUGAAUCUAUUAUUCCUAGAGGCCCUAGUUAUGAUAAUGUUUCCUUCUCCCAUAAAGCUUGCGCAUGGCAAGGUGCUACUUUAGGUAAUAAUUAUGUUAGAGGUCAAGAUUAUCUAUCUGGUGCAUUACAAUACAAAUAUAGUCAUGUUUGGAGAAACUUUGGUAUUGUCAUUGGGUUCUUAUGCUUCUACUUGUUCUGUGCUUUGGUCGUAUCAGAAUAUAUUACACCACUUUACACAAGAGAAAAUUUACAAGAAUGGAGCGCCAAAUAUCUUGGAAGAUUCAAAAAGAACCAAGCUAUUUAUAACAAAGACAUUCAUGAAGAAGCUUCGCAACCAAACACCGUUACUCCAUCAAGUUCCUCCUCUCAGUCUAUUGUCAAGACGAAUGUCUUUGAAACUACAAAAAUAUCUGAUUCAAUGAUGGAAGAUUCCACAAGAGAGGAUUCUGACACUAUUUUGAAUGCUCAAAAACACGUUAUCUCAUGGAAGAACAUUGAAUAUACUGUUGGUAACAAUAAAAAAUUGAUUAACGACGUCUCCGGUUACAUUAGUAGUGGUUUAACCGCUUUAAUGGGUGAAUCAGGUGCAGGUAAGACCACAUUAUUAAAUGUUCUUUCUCAAAGAACCCAAACUGGUAUAGUUAGUGGAGAAUUGUUGAUUGAUGGCCAGCCACUAACUGAUAUCGAAUCCUUUAGAAGAAGUAUUGGGUUUGUUCAGCAGCAAGAUGUGCAUUUGAACUUAUUGACAGUUAGAGAAUCUUUAGAAAUUUCCUGUGUUUUAAGAGGUGAUGGUGAUAUGGAAUAUUUGACAACUAUCCUUAAACUAUUAAGGCUUUCUGGCAGCAAGCUGGUAGCUGACUUGACAGUUACAGAAAAGAAGUUGCUAUCUAUUGGUGUUGAACUGGUUACAAAACCUUCGUUACUGCUAUUCUUAGAUGAACCAACUUCUGGUUUGGACUCAGAGGCCGCCUUACUAAUUGUUCAAUUUUUAAAGCAAUUAUCCUUACGUGGUCAAGCAAUUUUAUGUACUAUCCAUCAACCAAGUAGAAGUAUGAUUAGCUAUUUCGAUAAUAUUUUCUUGUUAAAGAUGGGUGGUGAAUGUGUUUACUUUGGUCCAACUGACGAAGCCUGUAAUUAUUUCAUGUCUCAUGACAAUAGUUUGACAUAUGACAGAGAAUUUGGCAAUCCCGCUGAUUUCGUUAUCGAUGUUGUAGGAAAAACACAACAUAACGGUGACAAUAAGAGUUCUGGAACUAGCUGGCAUGAACUUUGGAACUCUUCCCCUGAAAAGGUCAGAAUGUUUGAAGGUCUUGACGUCAUGGAAGAGGAAGCUCGUGCUUCUGGUGUUGAUUUCACCGCCUCCGCAAGGGCUCGUCCAUCAUAUCUGCAACAGUUGAAGGUCAUUUUAAAAAGAGAAUAUACUUGUACAAAGAGGGAUAAAGCUUACGUGUAUGCCAAGUUCGGCUUAAAUGCAGGUGCUGGUCUUUUUAUUGGUUUUUCAUUUUGGAAAACUAAAACGAAUGUUAUUGGUCUACAAUAUGGUAUUUUCUUGGCAUUUAUGACAGUCUGUGUUUCCGCACCAUUAAUUAAUCAACUUCAAGCUAAGGUUGUUCAAUCAAAGGAUGUUUAUACUACAAGAGAAGCAAGUUCUAACACUUUUCAUUGGUCCGUUUUACUACUUUCUCAAACUAUCGUUGAAUUACCACUAGCCGUAUUAAGUUCUUCUCUAUUCUUCGUUUGCUGUUAUUUCUGCUGUGGAUUUGAUAAUUCAGCCCACAUUGCUGGUGUUUAUUACUUGAAUUAUAUUGUGUUCAGUGCUUAUUAUAUGACUUUUGGAUUAUGGUUAAUCCAUUCCACAUCAUCCCUGGAAACUUCGGCUGUGUUAGUCGCGUUCUUCUACAGUUUCACUGUAUCUUUCUGUGGUGUUAUGCAACCUUUAGGUCUGAUGAAUGUUUUCUGGAAACAAACUAUGUACAGAUUAUCACCAUACACCUAUUUCAUCGAAACCUUUGUUUCGUUGCUUCUACACGACAGGCCUGUUAACUGUGAAACAAUGGAAUUGGUACCAGGUCAGCCUACUCUUGGUCAAACUUGUUGGGAAUUCAUGGAACCUUUUAUCCAAGAAUACGGUGGUCAUUUACAUAAUAAUGAUAGUACAAACGUUUGUGGUUACUGUAUGUACUCAACUGGUGACGACAUGUUGAAAAAUGAAAGUAUGAGUUAUGGUAACAGAUGGAGGAACUUUGGUAUCCAAAUCUGUUAUGUUGUGUUCAACAUUUUGGCUAUGUUUGGUGGUUUUUAUAUGUUGUACGUCGGAAAAUGGUGGUCUUCCUUGAGCACCCGUUGGAGUGGAAAGUUAAUCUCCAAGAAUGAAAAAACCAGCGAUGUCACAGAGAAGGAUACAUCUGCUUUGCAAGAAUAA
This is a messenger RNA of Kazachstania africana CBS 2517, 4143 nucleotides long. RefSeq lists its product as uncharacterized. Gene Ontology annotation, molecular function: ATP binding; ABC-type transporter activity; ATP hydrolysis activity. Lineage: Eukaryota; Fungi; Ascomycota; Saccharomycetes; Saccharomycetales; Saccharomycetaceae. Gene Ontology annotation, biological process: transmembrane transport. The transcript has a single exon. The record is from RefSeq and is a predicted model, not a curated record. The coding region runs from base 1 to 4143 and encodes 1380 amino acids. Gene Ontology annotation, cellular component: membrane.